AUGCGGAUCAUGGAUGUUGGUGCAGCUCCUGAAUUGCAAGAGCGGAAACUCGGCUAUGUCACUGUCCUGCGUGUAUGCGUGUAUGGCGUCAGGCAAGAUGGAGUCUGCCGUGUCGACCCGGCUAAUCUUCUUCACGUCUACUUCCUGGCCAUUUUGCGCGCAUUUUCACUAGAUGCAAAGGCGGCCAAACUUGAUCUUCAACGUGGAGCACUCGGCGAAAUGGAUCUCGAGCGAUCGGUCGAGUGUGCCACUCAUUUGGUGUUUGAGUGUACAGAUUCUUCUAGUCCUUUGAACACGUACCUUAAUGAUCUAGCGUCAUAUUAUCGACAAAGGGGUGCGGAUGAAUUCUCGACACUCCUGAGUGCAUGGAUCAAGUACGGUGUCUUCAAUCAGUCGAGGGGCAUAAAAGGGAGCCGGGUGGAUGCUACGCCUAGAAACCCAGGGAAGCCAAAGCAACAUAUUGAAGAGGCGAGAGAGCUGCUUUUCCAGUUAGGUCUCAACUAG
Aspergillus novofumigatus IBT 16806 is the source of this 504-nucleotide messenger RNA. RefSeq lists its product as uncharacterized. Bases 1 to 504 code for a protein of 167 amino acids. The transcript has 2 exons. NCBI's taxonomy places the organism in Eukaryota, Fungi, Ascomycota, Eurotiomycetes, Eurotiales, Aspergillaceae. The record is from RefSeq and is a predicted model, not a curated record.